Messenger RNA from Fusarium venenatum, 2112 nucleotides. RefSeq lists its product as uncharacterized. Gene Ontology annotation, molecular function: zinc ion binding; ubiquitin protein ligase activity; ubiquitin conjugating enzyme binding. Gene Ontology annotation, biological process: positive regulation of proteasomal ubiquitin-dependent protein catabolic process; ubiquitin-dependent protein catabolic process; protein polyubiquitination. Lineage: Eukaryota; Fungi; Ascomycota; Sordariomycetes; Hypocreales; Nectriaceae. The record is from RefSeq and is a predicted model, not a curated record. Gene Ontology annotation, cellular component: cytoplasm; ubiquitin ligase complex.
AUGAUCGCGACAGCCCUUCGCCAGAGUCCGAUCAUCGCUGUCGGCAUGGCUAACUCCACCACAACCACAACAACGCCUUCAACGACCACAAGCGUUAGCCCUGGCGUCAACAACGGCGCAGACACUAACACAGGUGUCACAGCUCCUGAGCUAAACGAUUUGGACUACUUCGUCAAUGUUCUUCAAUUACAAGAUGGCAGAACGGAGAACCAGAUCGAGGAUGCUCUUGUGUCUAAAGCAAAUGCCCUCGGCAUCUCGAGUGCGCCAGUCGCUGAUAAACGCAACACGUCAAGCGUCGAGUCGGCUUCCACAGCCUACAAUGCGCGGACAUUCUCCAUGCUUUCUGGCGGUUCAACGAGUACCGCCUUGACGGCACACUCGUCAUUGUUUGGUCCACCUACACCUGACCCAGCGCCAUCGAGUGGUCGUCAAUCCAAGGAUCUAAGCUUCGGUCAAUACGAUCGAUAUCUAUCCGUGAUCGAUCCUCAUCAUAACCACCCAAAAACAACGAGGCAAUCGCUUUCGCCCGCCAACCCUCCUCCAAGCAUUUUUAGCGGCAAGACGAAGCGUAGUCUGUUCAGUGUCAAAUCAGGUUUCAAAUUGCGAUGGAAAAAGAGGUCCCCUCAGCCAAUUCAGGUCGUUUUGACCUGUGUGAGCUGCCGUGCCGAUUUUAAGAGUUCGAAAUCACUACACAGCGUUUCAUGCGGCCAUACCUAUUGCGAUAAUUGUUUAAGAUCACUCAUUCAUGCGGCCAUGUCUGAUGAAUCUAGCAUGCCUCCAAGGUGCUGUGCCCAGCCGCUACCCGGCUCGGUGAUAAGGGAUUUGCUUAGCCGCGAUGCUCAGCAGGAAUUUUUGAAGGCUAUCGUCCAAUACAGCACACCCUGGCAAGCGAGGAUAUUUUGUUCGAAUCCGUCCUGCGGCGAGUUCAUUCCACCGCGUCAAAAACUGGACCUCAAAUACCCAUCCAAUGUUACAUGCCGUAAAUGUAACACUAAAGUUUGUCUUAUGUGCAAACACAACGCUCAUCCUACCGGAAAGGACUGCCCUGAGGAUUGGGAGCUGGAUCAGGUUAUCAAAACAGGGGAUAAAGCCGGUUGGAAAAGGUGCUACAAGUGUCAAAAUUUGGUUCCACAAGAAAAGGGGAGCUCACGCAUGACUUGCAAGUGCAAAGCCCAGUUUUGCUAUACCUGCGGCGGUGUGUGGGAUUCUACUUCCGGAUGCCCUAACAGUUGUGGACAAGAGGAAGAGAUGGAACGAAGGAGAAGGGAGGAGCAGGUUCAGUUGGCUGAGUAUGAGGAAGAGAAAGCUAUGCAAGAGACAGCUGCGGCGGCAGCCUCAGCCGAAAGGCUCGAAGCCGAGCGACGAACGCACAACAACGGGGACUUCUCUGACAUAGCCAAGACGCAAAAGCAAGAGAUGACUCGCUUCCUCAAUUUUUCUGAAGAAGGUAGAGAGCACAUGCGGUCUCGGUUUGUCGAGGAAAAGAGGGCGAUGUUGCUACGACAUGUGGAAGACGAGAAAAAGAUGGAGGAAAGGCACGCCAAAUCGAUUAGUCAGUUGGAAGAUCGACAAGUGGCUGCUGAGAUGGACCUCCGAAAUACCUUGGAAGCAAGUGCCCGCAGUGUUAAUAUUCGACUGAGGCACAUGGAAGCUUAUUGCGACGGUCUGGGACGUAGUAGUGGAAGCUCAAGUCCAGACUCGGCAAGUACUCAGCCUCAGCGUGUGGUCACCGAACGUGAUCUUCGUGAACUGGGCCAACAGUACAACAUCCGCGAUGGCAUGGAAAGGUCACAUCAAGCCAAGAUCAACGUCAUGAGAGACCGCCAGGCCAGGCGCAUGGAAGAGCUCAUCGACCAACAAGAGACCGAGCACGAGAAUCUCCUCAACCAAAACCGUGAUGAACUCGACGAGUUGGCAGCCCAAGCGGCACAUGAGGAAGAAAUGCUGGCCAGCACCUUUUCGUCACGGAAGGCUAAGCUUGUACGUCGAUGGGAAUUGGCUAUUGAGAUCCUUCGUAAGGAGCUUGAAGCUCAAAAUGGCGUCAAGUACGCACCCAUUCCUACACCAACAUGGCCCGAAGAUAAGGCGCAUGUUCCCACUUCCAUCGAGUGA